Molecule: messenger RNA, 1266 nt
Organism: Enterobius vermicularis (human pinworm)
Lineage: Eukaryota; Metazoa; Nematoda; Chromadorea; Rhabditida; Oxyuridae
Source: the annotation of a GenBank genome assembly
AUGUAUUCGGCUUUAAUUGGUCAUAAACAAGGUCAAUUUUGGCACAUCUUUUGGACUGGUUCGUUGAUGUAUGUCGCAAAAUGUUUGUACUCACUGCAUUUUGAAUCUUACAGUGAUCAGCGGAUAACCCAAGACGUUGAAAGAAUGUCAAAUCAGUUGGCAAUCAACAUCCUCCCAAAUGCUCUUAUCGGUCCGUUUGUUGUCGCAUGGUACACUUGGAAGACGUGGCAAGGAGCAGGCGUCUUCGGUGUAGCUAUAACAUAUGGUUAUUUUGUUUUCGGUACUAUCGUUAACAGACUUUUAAUGGGUCCGCUUGCUCAGUGGAGCGCUCGUGUUGAAAAAGCAGAAGGUGAUUUUAGGUAUAAACACGCAUCUAUUCGGGUGAACGCUGAAUCGUCUGCCUUGCAGGACGCGGAUAAAUUUGAGAAGAAAGAAUGUGAUAGGUUUUUAAAUCGGCUGCUUAAAAUUCAGACACAUUUCUACUGCUGGAGAUUUCCAAACUACUUUUGGCAACAGACUUUUGAUUACUUUGGUGCAAUUCUCAGUUAUUUAAUUCAGUACUUCCCAAUUUUCCUAAUGCAUUCUUACAGUGACACCAGUCCAGGAGAUUUGGCAAUGAUUAUCAGCAACAAUGCAUUUCGCUACAUUAUGCUGAUUAACAGUUUUACGAGAGUCACCGAUGUUGCAUUAUCGGCAGGUGAAGCUGCUGGUGUUGUACAAAGAGUGGCCGCUUUUCUCGCUUCUGCUCAACAGAAGUGGGAUGAAGGUCUGAAUCUAAUAAUUAAAAAGGGUGAAAACAUUCUUGUUACUGGAAGCACUGGUAUUGGGAAAUCGUCGCUUUUCAGAGUAAUCGCACAUUUGUGGAAGACCGAGCAAGGUUUUGUCGAACGUUAUAUUGACAGAAGCCGUAUAUUUCACCUUCCUCAACGUCCAUACUUCCCCACUGGCUGUCCAACUUUGAUACAACAGCUCUGCUUCCCUGAUACGUUCUGCGAAGCCGAAAUACCCAGAGAAGAAGUGAACGAAAUUCUAACAAUAUUUGAAGCGUUGAAACUACAGAAAUUACUCGACCGUUGUGGCGGUUUGGACAAAACUGUGGAUUUUGAAUGGCAAGAGACCCUAACGCCAGGAGAACAGCAAAGAUUGUCUUUUGCCCGAAUGCUGUAUAAAAGGCCGUUGUUAGCUAUCCUUGAUGAAGCGACCAGCAGUGUUGAUAUAGGCACUGAAAAAAUCAUGUACAAACUGCUUCAAAAGGUCACUGUUUAA